This is a messenger RNA of Diversispora eburnea, 1482 nucleotides long. Lineage: Eukaryota; Fungi; Glomeromycota; Glomeromycetes; Diversisporales; Diversisporaceae. The record is from the annotation of a GenBank genome assembly.
AUGCCACGUGAUGAAUUGAAGGUCAUUCAUGAUAAGGAAGGAAUAGAUAGUGAAUAUUGGUUAAGUGAUAAAUUUAAAACUGAUGAUGAUAAUACACAAAAUUUGAAAAAUCAAAAAUUUCUUCCGCAGAAUGAUGAUUAUGAAAUAAAAAUUGUUCACCAUGAAUCUUUUCCUGAAUAUCAAGUUAGAUAUAAGGAACCAAAAAUUUGUGAUCCAUCAUAUUCUGGAUACCUCGACGUUGAAGAAACUAAACAUUUCUUUUUCUGGUUCUUCGAAUCAAGAAGUAACCCUGAAACCGACCCAAUCGUUCUUUGGCUUAAUGGUGGACCUGGAUGUUCUUCUUUGACUGGAUUAUACUUCGAACUUGGUCCUUGUUCGAUUAAUGAAGAUGGAGCUAGUACCACUUUUAAUCCUUAUUCAUGGAAUUCCAAUUCUAGCAUUAUUUUCUUGGAUCAACCUUUAAAUGUCGGAUAUUCUUAUGGUUCAGGCGCGACAAAUUCUUUUACCGCCGCUGUUGACGUUUAUGCAUUCCUUCAACUCUUUUUCAAAGAAUUUCCUAAAUACGCCGAAUUAGAUUUUCAUAUUGCUGGCGAAUCAUAUGCUGGACACUAUAUUCCGGCCAUGGCCACAGAAAUUCAUGAAAACAAUAAAAAUAUUUCAAGUGUUUCUUCUUAUUCAUGGAUUCGAAAUACCAAACUCAAGAAUUUAAAAUAUAUUAAUCUUGACUCAAUUUUAAUCGGAAAUGGUUUAGUUGAUCCAUUAAUUCAAUAUAAAUAUUAUCCUGAUAUGGCUUGCAAUUCAUCAUAUCCUCCUGUGGUAGAUGAUAGAACUUGUGAUAAAAUGAGAAAUGCUUAUCCUAGAUGUGCUAAAUUAAUUACAAAUUGUUAUAAUUCUCCCAAUGUAUUCACUUGUUAUCCGCCUUUCGUUUAUUGUAAUAGAGAGAUAGUUUCCCCGUAUAUGAAUACUGGAAGAAAUCCUUAUGAUGUUAGAAAAGAUUGUGAUGGUGGUGGUUUAUGUUAUCCAAUUUUAGAUGCGAUUGAAAAAUAUUCUAAUCUGAUGGACGUGAAGCUAGAAUUAGGUGCCGAUCCACAAAUCAAAUAUGAGAGUUGUAAUAUGGAUGUCAACACUAAAUUCUCAUUUUCUGGAGAUUGGAUGCGUCCUUUUCAACGAUUAAUUCCACCACUUUUGGAAGAUAACAUUCGUGUUUUGAUUUAUAAUGGAGAUGCCGACUUUGUUUGUAACUGGAUCGGUAGCUUCGCAUGGGUAAAAGAAUUACCAUGGAGUGGUAAGCCUGGAUUUAAUUUAGUUGAAACAAAACCAUGGAAAACACGUGGGAAAAAUUCUUUUAAUGCUGGAGAGAUUACAAGUUUUGAACAGUUUACAUUUUUGAGAAUUUUUGAAGCCGGGCAUAUGGUUCCUUAUGAUCAACCUUAUGCUGGUUUGGAUUUCUUCAAUUCAUGGUUGACGAAGAAAUUAUCUUAA